Molecule: messenger RNA, 966 nt
Organism: Neolamprologus brichardi
Lineage: Eukaryota; Metazoa; Chordata; Actinopteri; Cichliformes; Cichlidae
Product: arrestin domain-containing protein 3-like
Biological process (GO): protein transport
Cellular component (GO): cytoplasm; plasma membrane
Source: RefSeq, a predicted model, not a curated record
AUGACCGUCAAGCAUCUCUUUGUGGAAUUCAACAAGGUGAACGAACAAGGCACCUUCUCCCCCGGGGACAUCCUCUCUGGAAAUGUGAUAGUGGUGACCAGCAAGGAAAUCAAAGUGCAGUGUUUUUCGGUCAAAGCCAAAGGGAAGGCUAAGGUAACUUGGCAUGAAAAAGAAGGAGAGGAUAUUGUGGCCCACAGCAACAAGAAGAAAUACUUUUAUUUUGAGCACAUUAUUCUUCAAGAUAAAAAGGGAGAUGGUUCAGUAACCAUCAGCCCUGGGAGGAAUGUGUAUUCAUUCAACUUUGUAAUUCCAGAUGUAGACAUGCCUUCAUCUUAUGAAGGGAAAUGGGGCAGGAUCAUAUACAGUUUGCGAGCACAGCUUACUCAGUCGAUUUGGCUUGUACACAAAACCAAGACUGAGUUUCCUUUUCGGACCAAGUCUGAGUUCCCCUUUGCCUCCAAAUCAGAAAUGAUUAUCAUUGGACUUCAGGAGCAACAACACGCAACUAGGAUUUCAUUUUAUGGCUCUGGAAAGGUAACUAUGAAUGUUACCUCAGAAAAAAUGGGAUUAAAGCAAGGUGAGGCAAUGGGAGUCUCUGUGGAAGUGCUCAAUGAUUCAGCACAUGCAGUAAUACCCAAAUUCUACCUGUGUGAGAAGCAGACCUUUGUUGCUCAGUCAAAGAGGAAAGUGCACACAAAUGACAUCCUGUUUGGGACAGGAGAGCCUGUUCCGGCUGAAACCAGUCAGACCACCACCAAAGUUCUUAGUAUCCCUCCGCAGCUCCCUCCUACCUUCUUCAACUGCUGCAUGAUGAAGCUGGAGUACCGACUCAAGGUUACCCUUGAUGUCCCUCUGUCAAGAGAGCCUGUAAUCAAACUCCCUCUGGUCAUCCUGCUGGGUUCACCAAAACCACAUGAGAAAAAGACGAAAAAGAGAUCCAUCUGGUUUAGAAAGCUUCCUAGUUAG